AUGAGUACUAGUAGUGAUGUUGUAUUUGGUAAUGGAUCAUUAGUUUGCGAGAUAUUAAGCAGACUACCUGUUGAUUCACUUCAAAGCUGCAAGUGCGUAUGCCGAAGUUGGCGAUCAUUAAUAAUCCGUAAGGACCCAUACUUCAUUGCAUUACACUUCAUCCGAUCAAGAGCGCGACGCCAUUUACAUAGUCUUGAUAAUAGUACUGGUAACGAUGGUGAUAUUUCCAUUCUUAUCGAGAAGUCAUUUGGGGGGCCUUUGCUCUCAGCGGAACUGCACCUGUGUCAAGGAAGACAGGGAGAAUUACAAGGAAGAGCAAUUGUUCAGGGGGAAAUUAUGCGGCCUCGAGCUUCUCGAGGCGGGUAUGUAGUUGGUAUUCUCAAUGGUUUAAUUUGUUCAGUAAACGAUGAAACAAAUCGUACAUGCAUAUGGAAUCCUAGCACCGGAGAAUCAACACCUUGGAUUUAUUCAGCAAUUGCACAACAAAAAACUCAACAUCAAACUGAGACAGUACAAUUAAAUAGUUCUUGUCGUUGGUAUUCUUUCGGGUAUGAUCAUGCUACCAAGGAGCACAAAGUGACGAUUGGCGGCGGCAGACAACAACAAGACCCAAAAUGGAGAAAGAUAGAUGACGUCUCACUCCCACCGGGUAUGGCACCGUCUAAUCUUGGUGAACAUCUUUAUGCAAGUGGUUCUAUAUAUUGGCUGCACAAGGGAAACAGCCCUACUGAUGAAUCUUCCAUUCUGGAAUUCAAUGUUGGCAGUGAAAAGUUUAGGCAAAUUUCUGUUCCUAGUUCCGUUGUGGAAUCUCAUCAUACUCCUUUUUUAGUCGAAGCCGAUGGCCGUCCAGCCAUGCUAGCUCCGGAUACAGGUGUCAUCAAAACGUCCAUGAAGAUGUUUAUACUAUAUGAUGACCAGGAUCAAGCCAAGAAAAUGAAGAAUACUAGUAGUGCAACAUGCACUGGCUGCAGCAGGUCUGCGGGUACGACGUGUAUUCACUAUAUGGAAGAGACAUUAUUACUGCCUGCAAAAUAUCGGGUUUUUGCUAUUAUAACUGGAGGAGGAAGGUUUUUUGUUCUAGUACUUGGUUCGAAGCAGAUGGAGUUUCCAGUAUCAGUUCUUGAACCACAAGAUGCUGGAUACACAAAAACAGUAGAAACUAAAAUGCCCAUAAUCCCACAAAAUCCUGAUUCCGAGAUAGAGAAAUUAAACUCAAGAACAUAA
Messenger RNA from Papaver somniferum (opium poppy), 1224 nucleotides. Its product is annotated as F-box protein At3g22700-like. Lineage: Eukaryota; Viridiplantae; Streptophyta; Magnoliopsida; Ranunculales; Papaveraceae. The record is from RefSeq and is a predicted model, not a curated record. The transcript is spliced from 4 exons. The coding region runs from base 1 to 1224 and encodes 407 amino acids. Gene Ontology annotation, molecular function: protein binding.